AUGGGCAGACUUCGUUACCUUACUAGUCUUAUCGCUCCGGGUUUAGUUGCCUUUGAUCCCGGCUUCACUGCCAGUUUUCCUCUUGCUUUGGCUCCAGAUUUAGCUGAUUUUGUUCUCGGCUUUGCUGCUUGCUUUGCUGCUGGUUUUCCUCUUGCUUUAGCUCCAGGUUUGGUUGCUUUUGCUGCUGUAUUUCCUCUUGCUUUAGCUCCAGGUUUGGUUGCCUUUGAUCCUGGCUUUGCUGCUUGCUUUCCUCUUGCUUUUGCCUUUGAUCCUAGCUUUGCUACUGGUUUUGCUAUCGGCUUUACUGCUUGCUUGGCCGCUUGCUUUGCUACUUGCUUUGCUGCUGGCUUUACUCCAGGCUUUGCUCCAGGCUUUUUUCUUGCUUUAGCUUUAGGUUUAGUUGCUUUUGAUCUUAGCUUUGCUGCUGGUUUUACUAUCGGCUUUGCUGCUUGCUUUGCUACUUGCUUCGCUGCUGGCUUUCCUCUUGCUUUAGCUCUAGGUUUAGUUCCCUUUGCUGCUGGCUUUGCUGCCGGCUUUGUUGCUGGUUUUGUUGCUGGUUUUGUUGCUGGUUUUGCUGCUGUCUUUGCUGCUGUCUUUGCUGCUGUCUUUGCUGUCAGCUUUCCUGCUUGCUUUGCUGCCGGCUUUCCUGCUGCUUUAGCACCAGGUUUCGGUCCUGCCUUUGCUACUGGCUUAUUGACCCUGCGUUCUUCUAAAAUGACCGAGGGCUUGUUCUCGUAG
Clonostachys solani is the source of this 738-nucleotide messenger RNA. NCBI's taxonomy places the organism in Eukaryota, Fungi, Ascomycota, Sordariomycetes, Hypocreales, Bionectriaceae. The record is from the annotation of a GenBank genome assembly.